Molecule: messenger RNA, 1701 nt
Organism: Arxiozyma heterogenica
Lineage: Eukaryota; Fungi; Ascomycota; Saccharomycetes; Saccharomycetales; Saccharomycetaceae
Gene: PBP2
Product: telomere maintenance protein PBP2
Exons: 1
Coding region: 1-1701 (566 amino acids)
Biological process (GO): regulation of gene expression
Cellular component (GO): nucleus; cytoplasm
Molecular function (GO): mRNA 3'-UTR AU-rich region binding
Source: RefSeq, a predicted model, not a curated record
AUGACAGAAGAAAACAACAUUGACAGUCAACCUCAAAAUGGCCAAACACAACAAUCUUUAAAUGGUGGGCUGAAAAGAAAGAAUGAGAAUGGGGCUGAGGAACAGAAGAUCGAGGCUGGUAUUAAAAGAGUCGCUUUAAAUGAUGACAAUUCUUCCCCAGUGUCUACUACAUCAAUAUCUAGGCAACAAUUUGAUACCGAAUCUCAAGAAACUGAUACAACUAACUUAAAUGGUAAGAACAAUUUAAAUGUUCCAAUUGAUAAUAAAGAGGAUAACAAUACUACCACUAAUAAUACUAAUGUUACCUAUAAUAAUGAUUAUGUCUAUUUAAGAAUGUUAUGUCUAGUGAAGGACGCCUCCGUAAUUGUUGGUCCUAAAGGUGAAACUAUUAACAACAUUAAAAGAGACACUCUUACAAAGAUUAAUGUCUCUACUAAUCUUAGAGAUGUUCCAGAGAGAGUCUUAUUCGUAAGAGGUUCUUGUGAGAACGUUUCAAAGGCUUAUUAUCUUAUCUGUAAAUAUUUAAUUGAUCAUAAAACAAAAAAAAAUUAUUCUCCUGAGUCUACUCCAGUGAAUGAGCAAGAAGGUCAUACUGGUAGUGCUCCAGAAAAUAAGGAUAAUCAAAAACAACAAAAUAUUGAAAGUUUUGAUCAUGAUCAAUUACCCAGUCCUGCUGCUUCAAAACAAUCCUCUCAAGAAAAUUUGUCCACCACUGUGGAAGGAAGUGAUAACCAAAACUCUACUAUUACUGUAAAUUUAUUGAUUCCACAUUAUUUAAUGGGUUAUGUCAUCGGAAAGAACGGUUCUGUAUUGAAAGAGAUCGAAGGAGAAAGUUCAGUAAAACUACAAGCAUCUCCACAUCGUUUGUUACCAUCUACAGACAGAAUAUUACGUGUAACAGGCUCACCAACCUCCAUCAGUAUUGCAACACUUACUGUAGCACGUAUAAUUAAUGCACAUAAAGAUAAAUUAAAAAAUAAAAAGACCAUCCCCUAUCAACCUGGUCUGAUGCACUGUGUACUAGGGAAAUUCCCAUUCAUAUUUCAUCCAAGAAUGAGCAACAUGACAAAUUCAAACAACAAUAGCAACAACAAUAACAAUAAUAACACUGUACUAAUGACAGCUUCCUCAUCUUCCUCUUUGCCGUAUCAAAUGCCCCAACCUAUUAUGGGUCCUGUCAGAUAUCAUAAUAGUAAUAGCAUGGAAUCAAAUUAUGAACACCACAACAGUAAAGGUGUCCCAAAUAUACCAAUGGUAAUGCUGAUACCGUCAAUAGACCCACAAGGCGCAGCUGCUACCAUGAUACCACCUCAAGGGUAUAUGAACUUACCAACUACAAUGGAGUCCAAUAUUGUAUAUACAGUUGAGGCCGCUGCUAAUGCAACCACUUUUGUUCCAAACAUGACUUUACCCAAUGUUAGACUUGUAGAUAAAACUAUUCCAACACAACCAAUGGCUAUCACAAAACAAAGUCUAUAUAUUGAUGAAAAUUUUGUUGGUAAUGUUAUCGGUAAAGAAGGUAAGCAUAUUAAUUCUAUCAAAGAUACUACUGGUUGUUCGGUGAUAAUUGCUGAUCCUGUGGAAAAUUCUGAGGAACGUAAAUUAACUAUUGAAGGUACAUAUAUGGGUGUGCAAGCAGCUAUCAUGUUAAUUAGUAACAAGAUUGAAAUGGAUAAAUUUAACCAAAAUAAAACAAAAUGA